Messenger RNA from Colletotrichum phormii, 645 nucleotides. Its product is annotated as exonuclease. Gene Ontology annotation, cellular component: mitochondrion. The transcript has 2 exons. Lineage: Eukaryota; Fungi; Ascomycota; Sordariomycetes; Glomerellales; Glomerellaceae. Gene Ontology annotation, molecular function: nucleic acid binding; 3'-5'-RNA exonuclease activity. The record is from RefSeq and is a predicted model, not a curated record. The coding region runs from base 1 to 645 and encodes 214 amino acids.
AUGAAGUCUGCAUCUGAUGGCCCUUUGGUUUGGGUCGACUGUGAGAUGACUGGACUGGACCCGGACAAGGAGGAAAUCAUUGAAAUCUUCUGCAUCAUCACCACCGGAAACCUGCAAGUCAUUGACCCCGAGGGCUGGGGCUGCGUGGUGCACCAGACGGAGCAACGCAUGGCACAGAUGGACGACUGGUGCACCAAGACACACGGCGACAGUGGCCUCACGGCAGCGGUCAUCAAGUCGACGACGACGCCCGAGCAGGCUGCUGGCGAUUUGCUGGCUUACAUCAAGAAGCACAUCCCGGAGAAGAAGACGGCGCUGCUGGCGGGCAACAGUGUGCACGCGGACCGGUCGUUCCUCAACAAGCCGCCCUACCGGAAGCUGGUUGACCAUUUACACCAUCGUAUUCUGGAUGUCAGCUCGCUCAAGGAGGCAGCGAGACGGUGGUGCCCGCCGCAGGUCGUGGACGGUGCCCCCUCCAAGCAGGGACUUCACCAGGCCAAGGAGGAUAUUCUCGAGAGCAUUGCGGAAGCCAAGUACUAUAGAGAAGCCAUUUUUGGCAAGACGUGGAGAGGAGAGGCCAGCGCGCAGGACACGCCGGUCAGUGAGCGGGAUGAGGACGAGGCUUGGGCGGACAAUCUGCUGUAA